AUGAAGCUCUUAUCAAGCACCGCUGCCUUGCUCGUCUGCCUUGGUCCUCUUUCCGCCUCCGCACGGUCGAUCUCCUUCUUCGACUCAACACAGGCUCCGAUCCAAGUCCAGAAAUAUCCUGUUGAAGGAGACAAUCCGCUCGAGUACUGUGCCAACCCUGCUGGCAAUAUUCUGGAGAUCAAAUCUGUUGAUCUGUCGCCAGAUCCCCCUCUACCUGGUCAAACCCUCACCAUCAAUGCUAGCGGUAUCUUGAACGACCGGGUGGAAGAAGGGGCUACCGUUGCUCUCGAAGUGAAAUAUGGCCUUAUCACGUUGAUCAGACAGACUGCCGAUCUCUGCGAGCAGAUCAAGAAUGUGGACCUCGAAUGUCCCCUGGAGAAGGGCGAGAUGACCCUCACCAAGCAGGUUGAUCUGCCUUCGCAUAUUCCUCCUGGCAGAUACAAUGUCCAUGCCGACGUCUACUCCAAGGAUGGCAGGAGAAUCACCUGUCUUGAUGGCCACAACAUCGAGUUCAAGGCCGGCUUUUAA
Aspergillus clavatus NRRL 1 is the source of this 528-nucleotide messenger RNA. RefSeq names its product ML domain-containing protein. The record is from RefSeq and is a predicted model, not a curated record. The transcript has 3 exons. Lineage: Eukaryota; Fungi; Ascomycota; Eurotiomycetes; Eurotiales; Aspergillaceae. Bases 1 to 528 code for a protein of 175 amino acids. Gene Ontology annotation, biological process: intracellular sterol transport. Gene Ontology annotation, molecular function: sterol binding.